AUGUACGUCAAGCUGGUCAUGCUGAAUAAAUGCCCGACCGUACCUUGCAAGUGGCAGGUGUUUGUAUCCCUGGCCGAGUGGCGGCAUGCUCAGCAGAGUUCACUGACUUGUCAGUUUGAGCAGUCUGGCAAGAUUCUCAAGUGUUCCGAAUUUAACGUGGCUGAGAGUGCGCGUGUGCCCAAGCGCUUCAUAAUCCACAAAUAUGCUCUGGAAGAGGCGGAAAGGCAAUGCAUAGAUAGGCAAUGCAAAGAUGAAGAUCCAAAUUGCGACCUUGGACCCCCUCGGUCAGCGCCUAAUGGGAACGGUCUCCUUGUUACGCUCCGCAUCGGUUUUACUCAAGCCCUGGUGGAGCAGAUUGGGCGUAACUCCAAUUACCCGCGAGAGGUCAGCUGGAAGGACCUGGUGCCAAGAUGCAUUCAAAGAGGCAUUGGUUACAGCUUCAGUGAUUUGGCGGCGGAAUUUCCCCAUCUGGGAAUUGCAGAGUUGGACUGGGAGAACUGCAUUGGAAUCAACACUCUAUGUGUUUGGAGAGAAAAGUCUGGACUAACCGGAAGUGUAAUAGCGGAGAUUAGAACCGAGACUGUCCAACAAGCGUACUUCAUCCGACAAUUCUAUGACGCUCCUCUGCUGAUGGAGAAUCGUCAGUGCAACGGGCGUGUUUAUGCUGGAGAGUGUCCUGUCCGUGGCCGUGACAAGGUGAGAAGAUAUCUGUGGACUCCCCACGUGCUGAGCAUGACGCAACAUGCUGCUAAACCACCGGUGAUUACCCUAGUGGAAGACCUUCUCAUAGAACUUCCUAGCAAGGCCAGUCAGCGAGUCAGGCGACGCCGCUUGUCGCUGCAAGCCUUCACCAAAGCACAACGUUCGCUCGCCGAAGCGCAUUCCGACCAAACACUCCUGUUUGCCUAUGCUGUUGAAGUUGUCUAUGCCGAUGGUCCGAUCAUGGUUACUGGAUAUGUGUUGGCGGAGGGUGACGAUCUAGAUGAAUUCAUUGACCACAAACAAAGGGAAAACUCUAACAUUCAAGUUGCCAGCGACGACGACAAUGGAAAGAUCCAGAGUAAAAUAUUCGAUUUUCCAAGCUUUUAUGCAGCACGGCGCGCUACAGUGCUUGUGAGGAGUCUGGCGGUGCAGCAGGAAAAAAGGCACUUUGACAUCAUCCGCACAAUCAUCGAAAAGGUCCCACGGGAAUACACAGUAAAUCUGGUAUCGGUGACGUCUCUGAUUGAUCCAUCCGGCCCGUACCUAAAGGUGGUAUUUGACAUUCUGGGAGCCCCAACUGACGGUAAAGGCGACUCAUUUGAAGGGCAGAUGGAGCUUGCGGAAAAUAUUGCACUUGCCUUCACUGCCCUCGAUAAGGCCGACGUUUAUGCCCAGCUAUCGGAGCGGUUUCAAAGGAAACCAGACAAGGUAACGUUCAGCAAAGACAUGACCUGGAAAGAGGACACUAAACAGUUUGACUUGGGCACAAUACAACAGCAAGCGCAAGGUCAGGUAGCACAACAAGGAGACGACGCACAGGAAGUAAAAAGAAUUGAGCAACACUCACAAGGCGUGAGCGUCAGCGUGCUCAAACGUGCGAGAACAGGGGGCAUAGGCCAGGGGAAUCCCCUAGUCGGUCACCAUUCCCAAUUGGUCGGUUGGAAGAUAGUCGGCACUGAUGACGCAAACUUCGGACCCGAUCCCGAGAUCUUCCUGGAAUUCGAGACGCUGCAAGUCUGGAAGACCUCAGCCCCUCAGCAAAACCCCAGUGGGGUAAAUGCACGACAACUCUCCUACAAGGUUCUUCAUGAGGGCCUAAAGCAACUAGGGCACAACGCGAUUUUCAUCUUCGAGAGAGUCAAGGAGCCCGGAAACCUCGUUGUGGGACUUCAGAGGAUGGCAGAUCCGCAAAAGCUGUCUAAUCUACUGGAUGCUGAGUACGGUACUGAUAAAAAUCACUACGCCUACCUUGGCUCGAACGGAGUGAAGGAGCUUAAGGGCUACACCGGGAGAACCUCGGAACAACGUAGGACUUUUAAACUCAGCUCUUACAGUGGAAUGGGAUUCAUGGACAUUACUCAGUUCAAGGACGUCCUGAACGGCGCAGAAAAUAUGGAGAAUGAGCCCGUCAAGGCGAAAGAAGACAACCCCAAAGUACCCGUGCUCGUCGCGGAGUAUUUCGACCAAAACCUGCAAGACGGCGGCAGUGAACAGGAAACGGAAACGGUGACGAAACUUGUGAAAAUUGCCACACAGCCGUGCAUUCCCCACCCGCUGGGCCAGUUUGCAAGCGCGCAGAGAGUCCAGAGCCGCAAGCAUGUAUUCUACAUGGGCUUGGGGCCACUGGGAACUUUCGAUGAGGUUCAAGAACUCCUCACCGAUAUAUAUGGGGAGCAGGCGCGCGUUGUCCAGUGCGAAGGCUGUGUGAGGGUGACCAUUGCUAUUGACGAUGAUGACGAUGACCCUCACAUGCUUCAGAACGCUCAGCGUUUCUUCAUGAUGGACCAUCUGAUGGAUGUCUGUUUGCCUUUCUCUUUCAUGUUCCAUGUGUAUUUCGAGAGUUCGGUGGCAUUCUCGUACUUUGGAUGGAACAUAGAUGAUGUGUGGUUGUUGAAACGGUUCUUGAAUGCUGGCUCCGUCGAGCCGAUGUCUCAUCUAUGCGCCAUCCAAUUGCAACAGAUCAUGCUAGAAUUGGAAAACAUCGACUGUAUUCUGAAGACCGGUGUCACGCCGGAUGAUGUUAUUUACAAGGCUACAGCGCACCAAGUCGAGGUUACGCUGCCCAUCGACCCCACAACGCUGGUGGAUCUACACGAUCGCCUGGCCCUGGCCAAACGCAUCCUACAGUACGGCGCAACCGCUUUCCCCGCCCGCUGGAAAGCCGCGGAGCUGGGUGACAUAGGAACGGAAUCGUUCAAGGUGCGAAUCUACUACGAUGAGGAGCGACAUGCUAAGCUGGUUCUAGACUAUCUGAAAGCUGUACCUAAGUUCCAUGCGGAGUACUCUCCUCCCAAUAACAAGCCAAUCCCGAACGUCCAGCCUGGGGAUAACGCCCAGGAUGGAGACCCCAUCAACCUCCGGCAGCCUGGGGAUAACGACCAGGACGGGGACAAUGACCAGAACGGGGAUAAUGACCAGGACGGGGAUAAUGACCAGGACGGGGACGAUGACCAGGACGGGGACGAUGACCAGGACGGGGACGAUGACCAGAGGGGAGACGAUGGCCAGGGGUGUGGCAAAUGUCCCAGCCCCCAGAAGAAACCCCAAACCUUUCAAGAAAGGGCAGAUGAAAUUUCGCGCGGUAAACACGGGCUCGAAUUGAGCCGUGCAAGACAGAUGUUCUUUAGAAACGAGCAAAGGAAAGGAAAAUCACACCUGUCAUACUGGAGUGUGUUGCUGGACAAUGUUCAGAUUCCUGACAGCGUAACGGAACCGUUUAAGUCCAGAUAUAGCAGCACUUCCGAGUCUGACAAGAAGCGUCUUAAAACGGACUUGGAAAAAAGGAUAUGUAAUCACGUGAAAAGUCAACUCCGCAGCAAGUUUCAUACUCAGGUGUACCUGCUUCAGAGCCAAGCUAUAGUAGAGGUGCACGUCGACGGUUCAUCGCAGGACGUGGUAGUAAGCGGGUCAGUUGUGAUCAUUGUUCAUACCAAGAGGGAAGCGACAUUGAUCGAGCUGCAUGCCUUGAGCAAGAAGAACUGGCCCGGCCAGACGGCGCUAGCCGCCAGCGUUACCCUGUACCCAUCAGACGUAACAAACCUGCUGCCCGAAGUUCAAUACCCAGAGCCGUCUCCCGCACAGCGCCAAUCACCGGGCCGCAACGUGCCUUUCCCAGGGUCGUCUGCCGUACAGCAGCAGCAAUCGCCAGACCAAAAGCAGUCGACGCGACUCGCCAAGAAGGACAAGGACACGGGCCCUGCGAGUUUCAGCACCUACCAGGUCGAGUUCACUGGGCUACCACGCGAGAAGCUGGGCGAGCACGGCACGCCGCUGUUUCAGAAAAGCGCACAGGAGCAGGCUACCGUCGUCCUGUUCGAUCUACUCACCGCUAGGCUGGACAAGCUGCAGCGAGAUCAUGUCGCCGCGGUCCACAACAAGGCACUGCACGUGAGUGUGUUCAAGGCCAUGCUCAAGCAGAAUAAGUGCCACAUCGACAGCGUCGAGCCGGUGAUACAAGACAAACUUGAUGGGGCCGGUGCUGCCGGUGCUGCAGCACCAGCUGACCAGGACCAGAAAGCCAAGGGCAGCAAGAAUGCAAAGGGUGGAGCUCAGAAGGUGGCACAGCCUGCAGCAGCAUCACCAGCAGCAGCACAAGAUGCCGCCGGCAACUCCCAGGACCAGAAGAAGUCCAAGAAGCAAAAGGAGCGGGAAAGGAAAGCGGCCAGGAAUGCGAGUGAGCAGAAAGCGGCGGACAAGAAGGCGGGCAAGGCAGUGGCUAAGCCAGCGGCUAAGCCAGCGGCUAAGCCAGCAGCUAAGGCAGCUGUCACACAGCCCCCACGGCCCAGCGAGUACAAGGCCGUUGGGAUGAUGGCGCUGACCGAUGCCGCAACACACUACGGGGAUGCCGAUACCACAUCCUUGGAUCAUUACUUGCACAUAACCGACGGCGGGGAACCCAUCACCUUUGCCUUGACGACGGCUGGCGGAAAACCUGUAACAUGCCGGAUGAUCGACACAAGGUUGCAACGCCUUCUCGAAAAUACGAAUUUGAAAAAGUUCAAAAUUCAGGAUAACCGUGAACAGCAUUGAAAACCGUUUAGAAGUCUAGGCAAGCGAUCCUACAGUUGCAGCAGCCAUUAACAUCUCUACUCCAUGAGCAGUCUAAAUUUUCACAAGCGUUUAUUUUAGCGCCUAGUAAUUAUUUUAAAGUAAUUUGGUUACCGCGUCAACUCUUUGAGCUACCUUUCUUGUCAGCCUGCACUCUGC
Sycon ciliatum is the source of this 4908-nucleotide messenger RNA. RefSeq lists its product as uncharacterized. The record is from RefSeq and is a predicted model, not a curated record. Bases 1 to 4731 code for a protein of 1576 amino acids. The transcript is spliced from 13 exons. Lineage: Eukaryota; Metazoa; Porifera; Calcarea; Leucosolenida; Sycettidae.